Messenger RNA from Anas platyrhynchos (mallard), 8285 nucleotides. RefSeq names its product TSPO associated protein 1 (gene TSPOAP1). NCBI's taxonomy places the organism in Eukaryota, Metazoa, Chordata, Aves, Anseriformes, Anatidae. The record is from RefSeq and is a predicted model, not a curated record. Gene Ontology annotation, molecular function: benzodiazepine receptor binding.
GGGGAUGGGGAAACGCGCGGGGCUCCCCACAGAGGAACCCCCAACCCCGGAGCCGCGCCUGGGGGGGCGAGAGCCCGGCGGGACCCCGCCGCCAGCACCCCGUGAGCCGGGCGAGGCGGGGGGCAGCGGGACGGUGGCGGGGCUCCCCCGGCCCGGAGCCUCAUCGGCAGGCAGCCGGCACCGUUCCCGCACCAUUGCCAUGGAAACCGGCAGGGCCGGCGUUCCUCCCGGCGGGGUGCCCAGGCCCGGGCUCCGCGUGCACGGCUCGGCCGCGCGGCCGCCGGGGCCUGCGGGGCUCUGCGCGGGGAGCUCCGCCGGGCCGCGGCCAGGGGCGGGCAGCGCCCGCGGCCCCCCACCGGCGUCUCGGCGCUGCGGCGGCCGGCCCGGGCCUCGGCGGGCGCGGGGGUCGGCGGGGCUGGGGGCAGCGGGCGGCCUUUGUAGGGUGCGGGAGCGGAGCGCGUGUGCGUGCGGGGUGGGACACGCGCACACGCGCAGACACGCGGACACACGCGCGCACGGACGCGCACACGCACCGGCAGCCGCCCGCCCGCCGAGCCGGCGGAUCCAGGCGGGGACGGAGCCUCCCCGGGCGCGGGGAUGCUGCCGCCGCCUCCGUCCCCGCCGGGCGGGAGCGCGGCCCGGGCGCCCGCCGCCGUCGCCGCUCUGAUGCCUUCGGGGUGCCCGCGCCGGGCCCCGCAGCCGCGGACAGCCCCCCGCGCCGCAGCCUGAGCCAUGGAGGAGCCGGACCCGCCGCACACGGGCGACGCCGUCCCCGCGGCCUCGGCCUCCGCCUGCCCGGACGUGUCCCUGGCGCCGGCCACGCGUGAGGGCGAGGGGGACGCCGCCGGCGGGGCGAGCCGCCCGCCGUCCCCGGGCCCGGAGGGGGCCGGAGCAGCCCAGCCCCAGGAGGGAUCCCGCAGCAGCCUCCGCGCCCCCCCGGCGGACCCGCAGCGGGUUCGCCCCGCGCCGGAGCUCGUUAGGCCUCGGCAAGCCAUGGACGGGCUCGGACGUGAGCGGACAGACGGCCUGGCCCAGAGCGGGGCUGACUACAGCUUCCUUGUGAGCCAGAACACGAAGCUCCUGAGUGCACUGGAGGACCUGCAGCACCGCUACUCUAGUCUCAUGGAGGAAAACAGCUUGCUGCGCAGGAGCUGCUUCCCUGAAACAGAGGAGAAGGUUAAGCACCUGAAGAGGAAGAACGCAGAGCUGGCGGUGAUCGCCAAACGCCUGGAGGAGAGAGCCCGGAAACUCCAGGAGGCAAACCUCAAAGUCGUAACUGCUCCGGUGCCUCUAAAGGGUUCCAGCCUGGAGCUGUGUAAAAAAGCAUUUGCCUGCCAGCGUGCCAAGGACCUGACAGAGCAAGCCAGUGCUCUCCUGGCGAAAGACAAGCAGAUUGAAGCUCUGCAGCAGGAGUGCCGGGAGCUGCAGGCUAAGCUCAUUGCAGGGAAGGAUGACCCUUGCUGCCUAAACGUUGUUGAGUUUGAUCGGCUGCUGCGGGAGUCCCAGAAAGAAGUGCUGCGGCUGCAGAGACAGAUUGCUCUGAAGAAUUUCAAGGAGUGCCUGCGUUCCUCUAAAACCAGUUCAGGCAGCUCUUUGCCAAGUGCCACCACCUGCCUGGGAGCAACACUAAAUACCUGCAUCAAAGACUCACUUCUACCAAAGGAGGCCCGCUCGGGAGACCCAGUGCUAAGAGUGGAAGCACACAGGAAGGUGGAACCAGGUGUGCUACCAUUGGGCAUUGCCUCUGAAGGACAUGAAAAUUUCCCUCCUAGAAAUGCAAUAACAGACCCAGAGAGCAGCCAACAGAUUCAGCAGCUGGAAUUUGAACUCAAGAAAAAGCGCAAAAAAUGUGAAAACCUUGAGCAUGAAGUGAGGAAAAAACAUAAAAGAUGCAAAGAACUCGAGAUCCAGCUGCAGGAGAUACAGAGUGAAAAUGCACGACUGGCUGAAGAGAACUUGCAGCUGAAUGAGAAGGCUGGAUGGGCAGGACAGGUUGAAUCUGAGAAUGCUGACCUGAAGUUGCAGGUUGUUUUGGUUACUAAGGAACGGGAUUCAGUAAUUCAGACAAAUCAAGGACUUCAAACCAAGCUGGAGAAUCUAGAGCAGGUGUUGAAGCACAUGAGAGAUGUGGCUGAGCGAAGGCAGCAGCUGGAAGCCGAACACAAGGAAGCGCUGCUAGUCCUGCAGGAGAAACAAGAGGAAGUCAGACGGUUACAGCAGGCACAGGCAGAGGCAAAAAGGGAACAUGAAGGAGCAGUACAGCUUCUAGAGGCCCGGGUGAAAGAUCUAGAAGAGCAGUGCCGCAAUCAAACAGAGCAGUUCAGCCUCCUGUCUCAGGAACUCAAACAAUUCCGACUUCAAACAGGAAAAAUUGACCUUCUCACCUCUACACUGGUGACUUCUGAGCUUCCUCUUGCACUGUGCAGCUCUAGCCCACAGCUCCACUGGGAGAAAGAUUCAACUGGUCCUGCAUUGCUUACUCACCAAAGCACAAAGAAGGUUCACAAUGAAGAGACUGAUGAGUUGGAGUCAUCACAGCGGGUUCCUGAUGCUGCUGUUGGUUCCCCAGUUUCUGCUACUGGUUCUCAGAAACAAGCCAAAAAAGUUGAAUCUCAGUCAAGCUCUUCAAAAUCAGAAUCCAUGCAGAACAGUCCAAAAUCCUGCCCAACUCCAGAGGUGGACACAGCGAGUGAAAUGGAAGAACUGGAUGUUGACAGCAUCUCUCUAAUGCCAGAGACAGGUAGCCAAGGCCCUGCAAAGCUCCAGGUCUUCCUGGCUCGAUACAGCUACAAUCCAUUUGAUGGACCUAAUGAAAAUCCAGAGGCAGAACUUCCACUGACUGCUGGAGAGUAUAUUUACAUCUAUGGAGACAUGGAUGAAGAUGGCUUCUUUGAAGGGGAGCUGAUGGAUGGCCGGCGAGGGCUGGUCCCCUCCAAUUUUGUUGAGCGAAUUUCAGAUGAUGACCUCAUGACGUUUCUGCCUUCGGAGCUGAAUGAUCUCACCCAUAGUUCAUACCAAGAGAAAAGUUUUGUCAGUGCAAGCACCAGCAGUGGGGAUAAGAGUGAUUUCUCCAUUGAAGAGAGUAGCAUCAGUCCGUUGGCCAGUAGAGCAGAAGGAGACCAGGAGGAAGCUGUUAGUCACACAGCAGUGCCUUACCCAAGAAAACUGACUUUGAUCAAGCAGCUUGCCAGAAGCAUAGUUGUAGGCUGGGAACCACCACUUUUGCCGACUGGCUGCCCAGACAUACAAAGCUACAAUAUCUAUGUGGAUGAAGAGCUACGUCAAAAUGUGAAGAGUGGCUUUCAGACCAAAACAGUGAUUGAAAAGCUGGAUUUAAAGACGAAGGCUUACCGUGUGUCUGUGCAGAGCGUGACAGAGCAAGGCAGUUCUGAUAAACUGCGAUGCACUUUCUUUGUGGGGCAAGAUUUUUGUUUGGCACCAACUAUGCUGAAAGUCAGAAGCGUCACUGCCACAUCAGCAGAAGUCACAUGGCUUCCCUGCAACAGCAAUUAUAACCAUGCAGUGUAUCUCAAUGGGGAGGAAUGUGACAUAACAAAACCAGGGGUCUACUGGUAUGCUUUCCGCAACCUGCAGCCAAGCACUCAGUAUGUUGCCAAGCUGGAAGCCCGACCCUUGAAAACUCCUUGGGAAGAGGUCCCAGAGGGGCAGGAGCAGAACUCAGCUGUGAUACACUUCACUACCCCACUAGCAGGUACGCCUGAUGCUCCUCUGGAUGUCCAGGUAGAAGCUGGUCCCUCGCCAGGUAUCCUAGUUAUCAGCUGGUUACCUGUCACUAUUGAUGCCGAAGGAUCUUCCAACGGAGUUCGAGUCACUGGUUACGCUGUGUACGCGGACGGACAGAAGGCAAUAGAAGUUACUUCUCCAACAGCUGGGAGCAUUCUUGUGGACUUGUCCCAGCUUCAGAUGUUCCAGGUGUGCCGGGAAGUUUCUGUGAGAACAAUGUCUCUGUAUGGAGAGUCAGUGGAUUCAGUUCCAGCCCAGAUUUCCUCAGUCUUGCUGAGAACAUCUCGUCACUCUUCAAAUUCAGAUUCUGCUGUUUCUACUACUUUUACCUCUAGACUGCCCUGCAGAGAUCCUAGGGGCUCUCUGUCUGCACGCAGCCCACCCAUGCACCAGACAGUGGCACUCUUGCUUCAACAAGUUUCCACUGAUAUCUCAGAUGCCAAAUUGACUGAUCUUUCUUCCAGCCACGAUGGCUCAGCACGAUCUCUGCCAGAGAAAGCCUCCUCACCACUGCACCUCUACUCUCCCAGUGCUUCGUUGGUGCACACCAUAGGCACUUUCCCAGAGGGAUCAGGCGAUGCACAAGACAAGAAAUGUCUGACUGUGCCUCCUCAGCAAGCUGGCAGCACAGUGUUCCCUGGUGAGGGCACAGAGCCUGGCCCUUCAAAGGAAGCAGAAUUGAAAAGCUCAGACAAACGGACAGAGGUGAAGAUGGAACAAUCUGUAACCAAAGCACCUGAGCUAGAGACCCCAUCUAACAGUAGCCUGAAGAUACAUAUGGAGACCUGCUGUACGUGCUCUGUGGAAGAGCCACUAAAAAGUCCCAGUACUGAAAGAGAGAGAGAGACAAAGGAGAAGCACUUGACCCCAGAGCCUGUGCCCGCCCCAGGCCAGGCUGACAGGACAGAGGGCACCUCCCGAGAUGCAACCGCAGGUGGGAGCAGCUGCCAGGAGUUCCUGAGGUUGUCCCCUGGCAAGGAGGUGAUGAAAGAAAUGUCCAGAGUGAAAAGAGAGCAAGAAGAAAAACUGUCUGAAAUAGGAAGACGACAGCUUACCCUUUUUGCUGAGCACAACCGUAGUUCAGACCUUUCAGAUAUUUUGGAAGAAGAGGAAGAAGAUGAACUGUCUUCAGAAGCUCUGGAAGAGAAGAAAUGGGAUUCAAGAGAGCCCUUUUACAGGGAGAAUGGAGAAAAGAUGGAUCUUUGUGAUACUGACAGCGAUGAGGAGAUUCUGGAGAAGAUACUAGAGCUCCCACUUCAGAAGAACCACAGCAAGAAAUUGUUUAGCAUCCCUGAAGUGACUGAGGAUGAGGAUGAAGAUGAGGAUGAGAAGGGUGUUAUGGAGGAAAAGGCAAAUGUUCAAGACUCCUUGGAAAUGCCUACCUACCAUGCAGGAAGGACCGAGAAGCCACUCAGCAUCCAGGAGCCAUUUCUAAAGGCAGACGGUAGUGAUUCUUCCCCAGAUCUGUCCGCUGAGACCCCAUGGGAUGAGUGUACUGUUAAGGAGAGCAGAGGGGAUGCUGACCAUGAGAGCCCUGGGUUUGAGCCUCUGGGCUGGAGUCAGAAAAGGGCAAACUGGAACCGGGGCUACCAGGAGAAUGAUCCAAAGCCUGGGACUGGGGCAAUCCCCACUCAGAGCAAGAAGAAGGGAAACAACUAUCGAGAGAAGAUCUGGAGUCAGCCUGAGAUGGGUAGGAAGAGACAGAAUGAUCUCUCAGAGCAUUGCAGUCGUCUGCUGGGCAACUGCAGCCAGAUGGGAAGUAGAUUGUACAGAGCUCCUAGCCUCAGGGAAGAGCUGAACAUAGUGAGCAGCGCUGGUGGUAAGGAGGGGUUUGAUGUGUACAAUCGAGCCAGACAAGGAACCUCACGAAGAAACCACACGAAUGCAGUGGUUUCAGGGUUUGGAGAACCAGCUUUGGCAGCAGCACUCUGCUCCAGCCCCAGGAGCCUGGAAAUAGAUGUUGAAUACGACUCUGAAGACGAUCAGGAUUCAACCUGUGCAUCUCCCCCUGAGAGCAGGCUGUGGCCAGAAAGGUCCCAGAGCUGUGCGGGGGAUUGGAGUGAUUGCUCCAGUCAAUCUGAGGUUGUCCACAUGGAUGGCAGAAGGGACCUGACCAGACUGGAGAUGUUGGAAGAGCAGGACAUGGAGUGGGCUGGGUAUCCAAACCACCACCUGCAAUUCUUCUGCCAGGAGAAGGAGGCACUGAGGUGUGAGAGCAGCUCUGAGGAGCAGGGCUGGGAUCUGGACUGUAAGUCACCUGUCUGGAGAAGGAGGCUCGAACAUCCUUGGAAGGGGAUACGUAGCACCUCCUUGCACAAAAGGGCGUCUGGUAAUAAAGAUCCUAGGGGCCAGGAGCUGUCUGGCUCAGCUGCCUGGCAGGCUCCCAGCAGAAGAGGGAACAGGAGUGUAAGAAGAAGUCAAAUGCAGAAACCUUUGCUCUCUAGUCCAGGUCCUCCAAGAAGUGCUGCAUCAGCAACUGCUGUUAAAGAUGAUGGCAUUAGAAUAUUUGUGGCCCUCUUUGACUAUGAUCCUGUUUCUAUGUCUCCUAACCCUGAUGCAGCAGAAGAGGAGCUCCCAUUUAAGGAGGGGCAGAUCCUGAAGGUGUGUGGAGACAAGGAUGCUGAUGGCUUUUACCGGGGUGAAUGUGCAGGAAGAGAGGGUUACAUUCCAUGUAACAUGGUAUCUGAAAUCCAGGUGGAGAAUAAUGAAAUCAAGAGGCAGCUGCUAAAGCAAGGGUUCCUUCCUGCCGACACACCAAUGGAGAGCAUAGGAAAUGGCACAUUUUCUCCACCUCCACGCCGCCAAACCGUCCCUCCUCCAAAACCCAGACGCUCCAAGAAAGCAGAACUGGAUAAACAGGAGAAGCACAAGUCUCAAACAGGACAGAAGCAUCAGGACUUUGAAGCUGAACUACUUACUCCUCGAAGUAUGAUGGCUGUCUUUGACUAUAAUCCUAAGGAGAGCUCUCCAAAUGCAGAUGCAGAGGCUGAACUGACUUUCAGCGCAGGGGACAUUAUCACUGUGUUUGGGUCCAUGGAUGAUGAUGGAUUCUAUUACGGAGAGCUGAACCAACAGAGAGGGCUUGUCCCAUCAAACUUCUUGGAAGCUGUAACUUCAGAUGGAGGCAUGGUUGAGGAACUUCAUUCAAAAGAUAAAGAUGCUUUUCCACCAAGUUCUGAGAGCCAGUUAAAUCCAGAUGGAUCUGUUGAUCAAAGCGACUCCUCACCAACUCCUCCUACUGAACCACCUUCCUGCCUUGCCACAGGCGAGCAGUGUCCAGAGCAGGCAUCGCUGGCUAUUCUCAAAUGCAGUGAUUUACCUGGUCAGAGUAAAAAGAAGAGAGGCUUCUUCUUCAAAGGAAAAAAGCUCUUCAAAAAACUUGGGUCCAGUAAGAAAAACUAAUAAAGGAUUUACUGUUAGGUGUAGGCUGCCUGUGCAGUCCACACAGGCACUGAAAAUUGAGGAGAAGCCCUCUGCAAUAAGCUGAUUAGAGUAUUUUCAUAGGGGAAAAGUGUAUAUUGAAUAGAGAAAACUCUUCAGUGGGUCUGUGAGCUGUGGUCUCUGAUGAGAGCCCACUGGCAGUGACUCUGAACAGUGUCACAGCACUGAGGUGUGUGAGGCCUCAGCUCUAGGAUAAAGCUAACUCCACAUUAGUGUGUCCUGCUCCAUGCAGCCCUCAAUGCACCAAUUCCCUGUAAAUAUUUUAAUUUUAAAAAUAUAUUCUGACUGUAAGUUAGCUAAAUGGCUUUUCCCAGCAAAGCCCCAGCCCCUUAGGAAGAGCUCCCUUGUACUACACCCCUUGGUAUUUCUCUGGUCCAAAGGAGGUUGUGUCAAGUCCUUCACUUCCUGCAAAGAAAAAUUGCACUCUUCUGUUGCUGUGAACCCUCUUUGCUGUCUCUGGGCUGAAAAGUGAGUUAUUUGUACUGUAAAUAUGCAGCUGUGCCUAGGAGCAUCCCACACUGCCUCAGUCAUGUUUCAGCGUGAGGAUUCUUUUCCAACCUUAAUGAUUCUAUGAUUCCCGUGGAGGAAGGAGCGAUACCCAGAAGGGGGUCGAUACUUCCACUUGUAGCGUGGGCUGCUGUAAGCUGCUCUUGGCUGGUUCACCUUGACCACACACUGGCUGGGGACUCCGCCUUAUUUAUUUAUUUAUUUAUUUGUUUGUUUGUUUGUUUAUUUAUUUAUUUAUUUAUUUUGUCCGACUCAUUCACAGUUUUAUUUGGCUGUUUCAGUGGGCUGCUCCUCAGUUGGAGCUUGGAUGGAGCGUAGAGCUGGGGAUGGAGAGUUUGCAGCUAUUUUCAUAUGAGAUGUGUUCCUUCAGUUAAGACACAUCCCUUCCUAAGCCACGGAGAGUUUUGUACGACAUGGUUUCUACCCUUUUCAGUGUUUCUUUCUUUGCAUGUUUCAAUGGGGUACAUGUUUUGAGAAAGACAGUUACGUGAGGUAUGUGAAUUAUGCCAGCACAGUGUCCACAAGUGUUGGUGAUAAGGUAUGUUUUUAUUUAAUAUCAAAUUUUAUUAUAAUAAAGUCUAUUUUCACAAAAA